Thrips palmi is the source of this 2743-nucleotide messenger RNA. RefSeq names its product dnaJ homolog subfamily A member 2-like. Gene Ontology annotation, biological process: response to heat; protein refolding. Gene Ontology annotation, molecular function: Hsp70 protein binding; ATP binding. The coding region runs from base 98 to 1339 and encodes 413 amino acids. Gene Ontology annotation, cellular component: cytosol; cytoplasm. The transcript has 8 exons. Lineage: Eukaryota; Metazoa; Arthropoda; Insecta; Thysanoptera; Thripidae. The record is from RefSeq and is a predicted model, not a curated record.
AAGACAGGCAGACGAAGCACGAAGACGAGACGGAAGUGGACUUGCCUGUCCCCAGUGCGUGCAGCCCAGCGAGCCAUCCUUCCUUCUUGCUGGGAAAAUGGCCGGGUCAGGCAGUCGGGGAAAUGGCAAUGAACUUUACGAAAUUUUAGGAGUUCCGAAAUCCGCAUCGGAUACCGAUAUCAAAAAGGCUUACAGAAAAUUAGCAAAAGAAUUUCAUCCCGACAAAAAUCCAGAAGCUGGAGACAAAUUCAAGGAAAUUUCUUUUGCAUAUGAUGUGCUGUCUGACCCCAAAAAACGCCAAGUUUAUGAUAGAUUUGGAUUGAAAGGCCUACAAGAAAGUGGAUCUGAAGGACCUUCAUUUGGUGGCCAUGACAUCUUCUCGCAAUUAUUCGGUGGGGGCUUGUUCAACAUGCCAGGUGGGGGCCGAGGCAGAGAACGGUAUCAGGGAGAAGAUACCGUACAUCCUCUCAAGGUCUCACUUGAAGAUUUAUACAAGGGGAAAACAUCUAAGCUGCAACUCAGUAAAAACAUGAUCUGCACAGCUUGCAAAGGCAAAGGGUCAAAAUCUGGACAGAGUUAUCAGUGUCGAGGUUGUCGUGGUGCUGGUUGCAAAAUUCAGUUCAAGCCAAUCAUGGGGAACAUGUCGGCUCAAGUGCAAGUCAAGUGUACAGACUGCAAUGGUGAAGGUCAAACCAUAACUGAAAGUGACCGCUGUCCUACUUGUCGAGGAAAGAAAGUUGUUAUUGAAACAAAAAUUUUAGAAGUGAAUAUCACCAAGGGUAUGGAGGACGGUGCUCGUAUUACAUUCUGGGGACAAGGAGACCAGCAGCCUGGUGUUGAACCGGGUGAUGUUGUGAUAGUCCUUCAGCAAAAACCCCAUGAAAAAUUCCAGCGGAAUGACUGUGAUCUGUACAUGUCUCAUACUAUAUCGCUCACUGAAGCACUUUGUGGCUUCCAAUUUAUAGUGAAACACCUUGACGGCAGAGAAAUUGUUGUGAAGCAUCCUCCUGGACAGAUAAUCAAGCCAGGUGAUGUUAAGGGUAUUCCAAAUGAGGGUAUGCCUUUGGCCAAGAGCCCCUUUGAACACGGGAACUUGUACAUAAAGUUUGAUGUUACAUUCCCUUCCAAUCAAUUUGUUCAGCCAGAGCAAUUGAAGAUGCUGGAAGAGUUGCUUCCAAGUCGACCCAGCUUCGAAAUGCCCAGUGGAGAUAAUGUUGAGGAAGUCAUGCUUCAAGACUACGAUCCAAAUGACAGAAGUAAUAGCCAAAGCUCCAGAGGGGAAGCUUACCAAAGUGAUGAAGAAGAAUCUGGAGGAAGGAUUCAGUGCCCUGCACAGUGAGGUUAUUUUACUGUCAUUUGCUACCUGAUCAGCUGAACUGCUUGUUGAAUUUUAUGUGACAAGCUGUUUUAGCCUUUCAAGGCUGAAUUCUACAUUCAUAUGAAAUAAUUGCACGUCACACCUAUAUGUGUGAAUCACUGUGAACCAACAUUAAAUUAAGAAUGGCCCAUUUUUAUAGUACUCACCCAACAUCUUCAAUCACUGCAUUCUUGAAUUUUUUCAUUCUAUUAACUUUUUUAUAGUUUUUUAAAAAUAUUACAAUAAUAUUUAAUUAUUGGAUUAGUACUGUUCAAACGGUUGUAACCAAAGGCCCUUAAUUUUGUUGGUUCAUGGUGCUGCUGUUAGAUACUGUUGAUUUUUUUUCAUUAGGUAAUAAACAUUUAGAGCUCACAGGAAACACUGGAGUCUUCUCAAAUUUAAUUUGGAUUGUUCAUGUUUUCACUUUACAUCCAUCCUUUUUUUUUUUUUUUUUUUUUUUUUUUUGCUUUUCUUCAUGACGGGCCUCAUUGCACCUUGCAAUGACAUACCAGUGUACUGUAAAAGCUUGCAGAUUUUUUAUUAAAGGCGCUUUCACUCCAACUGAUUUUGCUAUUUCUUUAUGUUAGCAGUAAUUUAUAUUGCUGGGAACCUUGCAAACUAUUGCUGAUUCAAGCUAGAUGUGUUCUUUAUAUAACUUGUCCUUGCAAACAUCAGUAUCAAGUUUGCCCUGUCCAACAUUAUUGUACUAUGGGACCACAGACGAUUUUGAGCAAUUUCUAGGAGUUUCCCUUUACCAGUACAUACUCAUGACAACUUAAUUCCUGAAGCCCAAGGCUUCUUCUUUUGAAGUGUUCCUCUAAAUGCUCUAAUAUGCCUUAAAAGCCAACAUUGUCUCGUAUUUGUCUGUGGUUUAUUUUAUUGUAUAAGUGUAUGUUUGGGUGUGAGUGAUUGUUCAAGCUGGGUGUAUUUUCAGAAUGACAUCACUGUCUCUUUUGUUGCAUAUAUUCCUGUUAAGAUAGUGCGGAUGCGAGAGGGGUAUUUGUAACAUUAUUGGGUAGGGUUGGUACUGCCUCAGUACACUUUAGCUGUAUUCUCCACAUAAUAGUAAAUCAUAUUAGGACCUUUUAUUUGAUAUUCCAAUUGAAAUUUGUUAAAUUUGUUUUAGCUUCUCAUUGCCUAAGAGGCUCUGGAACUCAAUUACUACGACUGAAAAUUUAAACUCUGUACAUUUCUUAACCGUUUCUAGCAAGACUGAGGAUGAACACAGAUCUUGAUUUGUUUUAUUAGCUCAAGCAUUUCAACCUGUCCGGUGGUUCGAGGCCGAAUUUUGGUGCGACAUUGUGAUUCUCAUCAACAAAAUUCUGUAUGUAAAACCAACACUCCGAGAGAACAGAACCAAUAAAGUAAGCGAGAUGGUUGUGAUUA